Labeo rohita (rohu) is the source of this 6523-nucleotide messenger RNA. It is a transcript of the gene ippk, whose product is annotated as inositol 1,3,4,5,6-pentakisphosphate 2-kinase. Gene Ontology annotation, cellular component: nucleus. Bases 119 to 1570 code for a protein of 483 amino acids. Gene Ontology annotation, molecular function: inositol-1,3,4,5,6-pentakisphosphate 2-kinase activity; ATP binding. The record is from RefSeq and is a predicted model, not a curated record. The transcript has 13 exons. Lineage: Eukaryota; Metazoa; Chordata; Actinopteri; Cypriniformes; Cyprinidae. Gene Ontology annotation, biological process: inositol phosphate biosynthetic process.
CGGUCGGUCGGUGUGUCAGACGCGGAUCCUCCAGAAGUUUUGCGCCUGACCCCGAUCAUCUCGCCCGGAGUAUCAAAUCUGCGCCAAAGCCCUCAUCAGUGUACGGUUGUUCUGGGUUAUGGAACUGGAUAAAAUGGACGAAAACGACUGGAAAUAUCACGGGGAGGGCAACAAGAGCCUGGUCGUGUCUCAUUUGCAGCACUGUCAAGUUCUUCGUCUGCUGAAGUUUCCCUCCGAAGACUCAGCACAUACGCGACAGACCGCAGAACAAGCUUUUCGACACAUCCUCAACAUCGUGGAUUAUAGUAAAUACGUCAUGAAGCCUUUACUGGGGGAGAAAUACGUUCACAGUGGCGAGGUUGUAAAACUACCGCUGGACUUUGUGAGACAGCUGUCGCUGAAGGUCCAACAAGAACGACCUGAACUGCGCUGUGAUAAGGUCAUGGACACAUUCAGUGGGUGUGGUUUAUGCCUUCCCAAUCUGACCCAACUCCCUCUUCACCACCUCAGAGACCACAGACCUCCAAUCUGCGUUGAGAUUAAGCCAAAAUGUGGAUUUCUACCCUUUUCAAGGCACAUAACCAAGGAAUGCAAGCGUAAAGUUUGCAGAUUCUGCAUGCAUCAGCAUUACAAGGCAACCAAUGGGAAGUGGAAGCGAUUGAGCAGAUAUUGCCCGCUAGAUCUCUUCUCAGGGAGCAAACAGCGGAUGUAUGUUGCAUUGAAGAAUCUGUUAGAGGAGCCACAAAACAACUUGAAAAUCUUCAAGGGUGGAGAGUUGAUAUUUAGCUGUAAAGACGACGCCAAGCAGCAACCCGAACUAAACGAUCUCAUCCAGCACCUUCGGCCUUAUUUCCCUCACAGCAACGGCCUCUAUAACGGCCACCAGCCUGGCAAAGCCGUCCUGAACGAGUUCAUUCAGGUCAUCUGCUCCGCUCUGCUCAGCGGCGGGGACUCGAAUCGCUCGGGAGAGCCCAGAAAAGUGCACCUGUCCGAGAGCAGGCCGCUCUGCGAAGCCAGUCCCUUCCCAAGAGACCUGCUCCGCAACGGAAACCACGGUCUCCCUAAAGACAGCGUCCUCGCGAAAAUCCUCCAAGUCCAGAUGCUGGAUAACCUGGAUAUUGAAGGAAUCUACCCUCUGUAUAAACGUGUGGAGCAGUAUCUAGAAGAGUUCCCGAAAGAAAGAAACCGACUGCAGAUAGAUGGGCCUUACAAUGAGAGUUUCAUGGACACUGUGAAAAACUGCCCUACUGAAGAUGACGGGUCUGUGGAGUAUGCAGUUGGGAAGGUUCACCAGUAUAGAGUCGCAAUGACGGCCAAAGACUGCUCAAUCAUGAUCACGUUUGCACCUUGCGAGGAAGACGAGGAACACCAGUUGAAUUUGGAGAAGCCUCGUUUCACCUACUCCAUCUCCAUCCUGGAUCUGGACCCCAAACCGUAUGAAGGCAUCCCUCACCAGUACAAGCUGGACACCAAAAUCGUCAACUACUACCUGCGGAGCACGCAAGCCCCGCCCCCCUCCAGCCUAUAUAAGGAAAGGCAGGAGUGCACGCUGCUCUUCCACGCUGUAUGAGACACCUCCACGAGUGCUGCUUGGGAAACGCCUAGAAGUGCAGUUGAAAUAGUGAUAUAGUUUUGUCCUUUUUGUUCGCUAGCCUGUCUAGUUGUUCGCCCUCCCACGGUUGUUGCCGGAGCGACUUGAUGUUUUGCUUCUCGAGGGUGAUGUUCUCACUGGGGCUGGUCUCCUAAAGCACAGAAUACCUGAAUGAGUCAGUCAUUGGCUGUAAAAAGGGAGGACAAGGAGGGUGUGUGUGUGUGUGUGUGUGUUUUUGUGCAGCGCUGUUGGGUGUUUCUCACACGCGGCAGCGCUACUGUGGUUUCCAAGUGCCAAAAGUGGCUUACAGCAAUUUUUUUCCCUAAUGAACGUUUUACCGUGCAUCAGCUUGGCCGUGUCUGCAGUCGCUGAACUGCAGUUUGGAAUUCAAAAGCAGACGAGUACUUGAGUUUUUAGCGCGACUACAUCCCAAGAGCUCCUCAAACCACUGACCCUUGGCGAGCUACCGUAGCGGGAGUUAUACUGACAAGCACAGACCUGUUGCAUGCUAGCGAAUGAGGUCGCGCUAAUACCGUCACUACCCGCAAGAUAGAUUUUAUAAAUUAGAACACAAGUCUAAUGAUAUUACUCACUAAUGGAAGUAUUUUUGUAACCUACGCUUGGCUGGCGUGAACGUUUGCCGGCAUUUACAAAUCGAAGUGUCUUGUUAAAGAGUAGUACACAAAUAAAAAAAAUUGCCGAUAUAAUCCUCAUGUCAUCGCAAAUUUCUGUGAUAGAAUUGUUACAAUAGCUUGACGGUUUAGGGCCUUGCACACGGAGUCCGAAAUUUUCUCAUGUUAUAAAAUAAAUACGACCUCACGUUGUGUCAAUGAUGUUUACAAACUGCUUCCGAAACUUUGUCCGUCAUAAAAAAAAUGGAAUUGGGCUAGUUUUUUUGCGUUUUCACAUCUGUAGCAAGCAUUUUUAGAGGUUUUUGAUAAUUCUGAGCCAUCUUGACGAAUACGAAAAUUUCAGAAAUUCUGAAUGAAUGUUAUACUUUUAAACGAUUGUAAGUAUGACUAAAAGUCAGAAGAGUUUAAAUUUAUGCGUUUUUCGUAUUUGUCAAAAUUCGAACAUCACGGUGGCUCUGAAUUGUCAAAACACUUCUCAAAAUGCUUGCUACGGAUGCGAAAAAUGCAAAAAAUUGAACCCGAUCUGAAUUUUUUUAUGAUGGAUGAAAGUUUUAAAGUCAGUGUGUAAACUUUAUUGACAUAUUGUGAGGUCGUAUAUAUUUUUUGACGUGAAAAUUUCGUUCUUGGUGUGCAAGUACUGUUUGUCUGAAAUGUAAAUGAACAACAUUUUUGAACAAUUAUCAGUAUGACUAAAGGUCCUUGCACACGGAGUCUGAAAUUCUCAUCAAACAUUUUGGCACUUUGAAAAAAAUAACAAACAAUUUUCAUAAUGAGCGUUUUGAGAGGUGUUUUGACAAUGUGACGAAUUUUGACGAAUACAAAAAAACUUCAAAAAUUCAGUGUGCAACUGAACUGUGAAUGAACGUAAUAGUUUUGAAUGAUCAUUAGUAUGACAAAGUUAAAAGAGUUAAUUUUCAUAUGCGUUUUUCAUAUUCGUCAAAAUUCGAACAUCACGGUGGCUCUGAAUAGUCAAAACACCUUUCAAAAUGCUUGCUACGGAUGCAAAAAAUGCAGAAAAUUAAAUGCGAUAUGAAUUUUUUUUUUUAUAAAGGACAAAAGUUUUAAAGCCAGUGUGUAAACUUGAUUGACAUAUCGUGAGGUGGUAUAUAUUUUGACAUGCGAAAAUUUCGUACUUGGUGUGUAAGUACAUUUCAUUUGAAUUGUAAAUGAACACAGCGUUUUUGAAUGAUCAUCAGUAUGACUAAAAGUCCUAGCACACUGAUUCCAAAAUUCUUGUAUGCGUUUUUCAUAUUUGUUUUUUCGAAUAUGAAAAAAAUGCAUACGAAAAUUCUGGACUUGGCAUGCAAGGACCUUUUGUCCAAAUUGUGAAUGAACAUAUUUAUGUACUCACAUCAGCAUGACUAAAAUGUCCUUGCCAAAAAAAAGGACCUUUCGAAUUGUCGAAACGCUUUUCAAAAUGCUAACUACCAAUGCGAAAACUUAUAAAUCUGAUUUUUAUAACGGACGAAGAUUUUGGAGGCAGUGUGUAAACGUGAUUGACACAACAUUAGGUCGUAUUAUUUUUUUGUGUGACAAUUUUGGACACUUUUUGUCUGAAUUGUGAAUAAACAACAUUUUUGAACAAUCAUCACUAUGGCUAAAGGUCCUUGCAGACGAAAUUGUCGUAUGCGUUUUCAUAUUUGUCGAAAUUCAUCACUGUGUCUCAGAACGGUCUAAACAGCUAUCAAAAUGCUUGCUAGGGAUGUGAAAAACACAGAAUUUAACCUGUUUCGAAUAUUUUUAUGAUGGAAGAAAGUUUCGGCGUGAUUGACAACGUGAGUUCGCAUUUAUUUUUAAACGUGCGAAAAGUCUGGACGAUGAAACUCUGAAACUUUAGUCCAUCAUAAAAAAAAUUGGAUUGGGUUGAAUUUUCUGCAUCUGUAGGCGAAUACGAAAAAAACGCAUAUGAAAAUUUCUUUUGUACGAAUUGUGAAAGAAUGCAAGAUUUUCGAACACGUAAGCAUGACUAAAAUGUCCUUGCAUAUUUGAUUACGAAGUUUUCAUUUUCGUGUUUUUUUUUCGUAUUCGUCAAUAUUUGUCAAAACGCCUUUCAAAACAUUAGCUACAGAUGCAAAAUGAAGAGAAUUGAAAUUGAAAAUUGAGUCCGAAAUUCUCGUCCAAAAUUUUCGCACGUUAAAAAAAGAAAUACGACCUGCCGUUUUGUCAGUCAUGUUUACACACUGACUCUGAAACUUUAGUCUUGUCAAAAAAAAUAAAAAAUUCGGAUCGGGUUGAAUUUUCUGCAUUUUUCGCAUUCGUGGCAAGCAUUUUGAAAGGUGUUUUGACAGUUCUAAGCCAAUUUUGACGAAUAAGAAAAAACGCAUGUGAAAAUUUCAGUAUGACUCAAUAUGCAAGGACCUUUUGUCCGAACUGUGAAUAAACUCAACGUUUGCGUUUACCAUUAGUAUGACUAAAGGUCCUUGUACUCUGAGUCCGAAAAUUUCGUAUGCGGUUUUUUUUGAUGUUCUUUAAAAUUCGGCAAGCACAGAACAUCACGGUUGCUCUGAAUGGUUUUAAACCUUUCAAAAUGCUUGCUACAGAUGCGAAAAAUGCUGAAAAUUGACCCCGAUCCAAAUUUUUCUGACGGACGAAAUUUCAAAGUUGGUGAAUAAACAUGAUUGACGUGACGUCGCAUUUAAUUUUUAACGUGCGAAAAUUUCGGACUCAGUAUGCAAAGACCUUUUGUCCGAAUUGUGUAUAAACUCAACUUUUUCAAACCAUCAUCAGUAUAACUAAAGGUCCUUGCAUGCCAAAACUUUUUGUAUUCGUUUUUUUUUUGUAUUCGUCAAUUGUAGGCUCUAAAUUGUUUCAAACCUUUCAAAACGCUUGCUACGAAUGCAAAAAAAAAAAAAGCCGAAAAUUUAACCCUGAUCCUAUUCCUUUUUAUGACUAAUGAAAGUUUCGGACUCUGUGAAAGGACCUUAAGUGUGCAAAUCGUAUAGACUACUUUAUGGUGCUUUAUUUGAAGCUUGACAGCCUUUGGUCACAUACAAACUCUUGUAUGGCAAAAAUCGCUUAAUGAUUCUAUAAAUAGUGGAAAAACGAAAAACGUCACUAUACAGUUUUUGGUCAAAUAACUACUUUAACGCUAGUCCAUCAUCUCAAACAUGAAACACCAUCGUUUUUCCCAGAAAAACUGCUGUGGGAUGCAAAAUCAUCAGUGUCUGUCCAUCAACAGUUGCUUUGGUUUGUGAGUUUUACAUGCUUGGUUGUCAUCUGUUUUGAAAACGCAAAGCAGAGGAAUCUAUCCCAAGCAGCUUGAACGCUACUACGGCUGCGUUUGGAUUGAGUUCUGAUGGCUGUAAUUGGUUGCAGAGCCAGGCAUAUUUCAUAAGUCGACCAAAGAUGGACAGCACACCAGUUUUCGUUAACAGUAAAAUGAAUGAUCCAGCAGUUUUUCCAUUGGCGUUUUCUUUUCAGAGAAGCAGUACAGGCCACAGAAACAGUAGUGUUGAUUUAACGUUACAUGAGUGUGGCGCCUUUAUCCGUAAAACCCAACCACGGCGAGGCGGUUCGCGCAGUUUUCCGGUGCAACUUUAACACUAAAGACGGCACCUCACGGUCGCCUUUCUCUGUCAUGGGGAAUAUUACUGUUACAAUAUACUGUGGCGUGAGCAACGCUCAUGCUCCCGUUUACCUCUUUUAGCGUGAUGCGAACUGCGUCGGCUUGCUUUGCUCAAAGCAGUUCUCAUCAGGCGGAUAGUGUUUGCAUUUUAUAUGGAUGAACAUUCAACAUUGCCAAACUGUGUUCACACUCCCCUUUGUCUUAAUGUGAACUGGUGUCAAGAAAAGUAUUAAUACGCCUUACCUGUGAGCGAAAGCGCUUUUUUUGACUGUCAUGUUUUGAUGUAAUUGACUGAAAAGUGCAGUUUCUCCACAACAGACGUUGCUGUAUUUGCCUUUGUUUUCACAACAUCCAUCAUCUUUCCCCUUUUGAACCAGAGAUGUUAUAAGUCUGAGGUGGUGACGUUGUUAUUCUAAUGAAAUAAAGAUCUAUAAUCACUAUGUAGGUAGGAACGGACAUUAAUUCUGUUAUUAAGCAAGGAGGAUCACAGUUUCUGUGACGGAGUCUAAUGUUAAAAUUUAACUAUUUGACAAUACAAAGUGGAUUUUGCUGUCGAACAUUUUGUAUUUAAAAUUAUUUAUUUUUCUAGCUCUUGUCUAAUGAUGUAUAUUUCCAUACAGUGUGAGCAUAUCAUGCGUAAAAACGAUUGACACGUACAGGUGGCAUCAGUAUGUAGUUCCUAACGGGUGAUUGUACAGGUGUUUAUAUGGAAUAAAAAGAUUAGAUAUGAAGCUC